CGUCGCGUCGAUCUGGGCGGAUCUGGGCCGGAAUCGGCCGCGCGUGAUGCUGGGUCGUCUCGUUGAUUUGAUCCUGCUCGCUCCCGCUGUUGCAAUUUAGGCGCUGUUUGUUUGAUGACCCGGUCGAUUGAGGAUAAGCAAAGGGUGUUCGGGGAUCGCUGAUUUGUCAAGUAGCUGGCCUCUGUUGCUGGAUCUUAGUUGAUCUGAUCUGGAUUUGCAGUUUGAGCCCAAACAUGGACUCUAGCAGGCGCCCGAGUGGAAUCCAGCAAUUGCUUGCUGCAGAGCAAGAGGCUCAGCAAAUUGUAAAUGCUGCUAGGGCUGCUAAAACGGCAAGGCUUAGGCAAGCCAAAGAAGAGGCUGAGAGAGAAAUAGCUGAGUACCGUGCACAAAUGGAGGCUGAUUUCCAGAGGAAGCUCACUGAGACCAGCGGUGACUCUGGCGCAAACGUCAAACGCCUUGAGCAAGAGACAAACGUAAAGAUUGAGCAGCUCAAGCAGCAGGCAGCAAACAUCUCUCCAGAGGUGAUUCAGAUGCUUCUGAGGCACGUCACAACUGUGAAGAACUAAAGGUUGAUGAGUCAGCCCUGCAUAUGAUGGCAACUUUGUACUAUCUGUUCAUUUCUUUGGGAGGUAUUAUAAGAAAUGGCUUUUGCCACUUCCAGCUGUAAUUCCUUGUUGUCUUGGAAAUAAGCUGCUACAGUUCAGCAGCAGCCAUGUCUGAUACUACUUGCUAAACCUUUGGUGAUUAGUUCGUAAAUUUUGUCGAUUUCCGUCCCUUUUGUCUCUCCCUUGUAUGGCUAUCAGUAUAUGUAUUUUUUUAUGUGAAAUAUAUUAUUCAUAAGAGUAAAUAAGUUUUUAAUCA
Messenger RNA from Triticum aestivum (bread wheat), 861 nucleotides. RefSeq names its product V-type proton ATPase subunit G1. Gene Ontology annotation, biological process: proton transmembrane transport. Gene Ontology annotation, cellular component: vacuolar proton-transporting V-type ATPase complex; vacuolar proton-transporting V-type ATPase, V1 domain. The transcript is spliced from 4 exons. The coding region runs from base 234 to 566 and encodes 110 amino acids. The record is from RefSeq and is a predicted model, not a curated record. Gene Ontology annotation, molecular function: ATP hydrolysis activity; proton-transporting ATPase activity, rotational mechanism. Lineage: Eukaryota; Viridiplantae; Streptophyta; Magnoliopsida; Poales; Poaceae.